GUUACAGUUGACAGAUCCUAGAAAUAGGGAGAGAAUAUCUAAACAGAGGAAUAUACGAUAAGACUAAAUCUUAUUUGAAUAAUUGAUUCUUUCAAAAUCCACAAUGAAUCUAAUUUUCUAUAGCUUCCGCCAUUACAUCAUGACAGCAUGACGGUGGUCUACUUGUCUUUAUGGGAGGAUGAUGCAUCAAUGUUUAGUGGUCUCCUAACCUCAGGUGAGAGAACCCAGUCUGUGAUGGUGGACACAACUGUUACCCAAAAAUAUGUGAAGGACUACAUAUCUGCUAACAAUUCACGUCUUCCAGAUCUAGGUUCCGAGGAUAGUGCCAUUUUUGUAGUCUUCGACAGAGAGCCGAUAAAAGAGGCUGCAAGUCUGGGUCUUGAGGAGAUGAGUAGCGGUGAGGAAAUGGAGUUACCAAAAUGUCUUGAGGAGCUAGCUGGCAAUGAAUAUGCUUUUCAUCAACGUGUGACUCUCUACAAUUUCACUCCAGAUCACCAUACGUUCGCCAUCUCAGCAAUCAAUGAAGACCUCUUAUUUGGCACUCAAGCAGAGAGUGACAACAGCAACCCACCUCCAGUCGUGGAUAUGGAAUCUGGACAAGCAGCAGAAUCUGCCAGCAACCAUGGGUGAUGCGCCAAGAUUUCACUGGGAGUUGUUGAAGCAAGUCUGACAGGUUAUGUAGCCAACGAGAACAAACGCAAACGUCCUCGUGAGUGAUUCUCGCAAGGCAAUCUAACCGUCAAUCCCACUUAGCAGUCGUUUCAUUUCAAUUGUCUAUUUCCACAUGUUUUCUUAUUUCAAACUUUUGUUGUCUCUAUGAUUUGCUGUAAACUAUUUAUUACUGGUGUAAGAAUUACUAUGAAAUUAAAUAAUAAAGGAAGCUUUGACGUG
Raphanus sativus (radish) is the source of this 891-nucleotide messenger RNA. RefSeq lists its product as uncharacterized. Bases 148 to 630 code for a protein of 160 amino acids. NCBI's taxonomy places the organism in Eukaryota, Viridiplantae, Streptophyta, Magnoliopsida, Brassicales, Brassicaceae. The transcript has 4 exons. The record is from RefSeq and is a predicted model, not a curated record.